AUGAAGAACCCUCCCAGUGUUGUGAAGCUGGUCAUGGAGGCAGUUUGCAUCAUGCUGCAGGAGAAGCCCGAACGCAAACCAGAUCCCAGCUCUGGAAAAAUGGUGGAGGACUACUGGGGGGUGUCCCUGAAGAUACUUGGAGACAUAAAGUUUUUGGAGAAGUUGAAGAACUAUAACAUCGACGCCAUUCCAGCCCCGGUCAUGAAAAAGAUCCGAGACACGUACAUUCCGAACGCUGACUUCGAUCCGAAGAUUGUGCGCAAUGCCAGUACGGCCUGUGAGGGUCUUUGCAAGUGGAUCAUCGCUCUGGACAAGUACGACGCGGUGGUUAAGAUUGUCGGACCAAAGAAAGCUAAGCUUGCGAUUGCUGAGCAAGAGUUGGCAGUUUCGAGCGCAAGGUUGGCCGAAAAGAAGGCGAUUUUGGACGCUGUUGAGGCGAAGAUGGCAAAGCUGCAAGCAGAGCUAGAUGCCACACAGAAGAAGAAGCAAGAGCUAGAGGAUAACAUCGACUUGUGCGGCAAGAAGCUGGACCGUGCGGAGAAGCUAAUCAGUGGCCUGGGUGGUGAGAAAACCCGCUGGACUGAAUCAGCCCAAACGCUCAAGGAGAAGUACUACAACAUUACUGGCGAUGUCUUGCUUGGAGCCGGAGUCGUUGCCUAUCUUGGUGCCUUCACUGUCGACUUUCGUAUGGGCAUAACAGAUGAAUGGCUGGCUCUGUGUCAAAGACUCGAGGUCCCCUGCUCCAAAGUCUUCAAAAUUGCCGACACACUGGGUGACGCUGUGAAGAUUCGCGCGUGGAACAUUGCCGGCCUACCAGUUGACAGUUUCUCAGUUGAUAAUGGCAUAAUUGUGUCUAACUCCAACCGCUGGCCGCUGUGCAUAGAUCCUCAAGGUGAGCUUCUUGACUGA
Molecule: messenger RNA, 909 nt
Organism: Dibothriocephalus latus
Lineage: Eukaryota; Metazoa; Platyhelminthes; Cestoda; Diphyllobothriidea; Diphyllobothriidae
Source: the annotation of a GenBank genome assembly